This is a messenger RNA of Rotaria sp. Silwood2, 5139 nucleotides long. The record is from the annotation of a GenBank genome assembly. Lineage: Eukaryota; Metazoa; Rotifera; Eurotatoria; Philodinida; Philodinidae.
AUGGAAAGAGAUGAUGGUGAUGGUGAUAUUCAAACACGUAGUACAAGUCGUUCAAAUAGUAUUGACGAAGGUGAAACAAAUUCAACUUCUCCAGUUACAUCAAUAAAUCAAGCCGAGCUUUCAUCUCCAGAAGAUGUUAAUGAACAAGUUCAAACAAUACCAGACACACAACUUACAUUAACAUCAAAUUCUUCGUCGGAUUUUGAGACAGAUUUUGUUGCUAUAAAUAAAAGUGAUCUUGAUCCAGAUGCCAACAAUGCACCACGUUCCGUAGAAUCAUCAUGCAAUGCUGCUGUCACUGAUGUUCAUACAGACAAAUCUUAUCAACCAAUAUUUGGUUCAUUCUUAUUCUCUGAUUCAGACCCGCUUAGCAGAGCAGCCUUCGUCGCUUCUUCAUCUCCAUCUAGUGAAGUAGAAACAACACAAGAACGACUCAUGGACAGUUGUGCUGUGAGAGAUGAAAAUGACACCUCAAACAACAAUCAAUUAGCACCAUCAUUACCUACGCCUUUAGAAUCUACUGAGAAUAUUGAUGAUGAUAAUGAUGAAGAUGAUUUUGAUGGUAUACCAAUUAGACAUGCUUCUAUUACGACGCAAAAAAAAUUUAAUGGUGAUAGUGAUUCAAUGGUGAAUCAAUCGAAUCAUGAUAAUUUAUUUGAUGAAUUUAUUAAUCAUGUUGAAAAUGCACAUGAUGAUUAUGAUCUUGAAGAUGAUUCAUUUUUAAAUGGUUUUACUGAUGAACAACAUGAUACAACAGCAGUAGUACCAUCUUUAUUUAAAGAUAUUCCGGAUAUUGAUGAUCCAUAUGAACAUGAAGAAGACAAUAACGACAGAGUCCCUUUUGAUCAUAUGGAUAUGUAUAAUCAAUCUGAUUCAAUACGUUCAUCAUCGCCUGAUUCACUUUUAUCUUCAUCACAUUUACAAGAUGAACAAGACGAUGACGUGAAUUUUGAUGAUGAAGUCACACAAUGGAAUGAUGAUAAUAUUCUUCAUUCUAAUUCAUCAAACAUAAAUUCUCAAACUAAUCGAACGAAUCUACCGUUAAUUUUACAGAUGCAUCCAUUCGAUCAAGUGAAUUUUAUUGAUUCAUCACGUAGUAAUUCAAGAUGUUCAAAUGUAUCAUCACAUCUAAGUUUUGGUUAUACUGAUCAAGCUCGUGUAUUUAUAAGUGAUGAUGGACUUGUGACAUCAUCUGAUAGUGAUGCUAAUGACAACAGUGAUGAUGACAUGAAUUUAGAUAGUAAUACCCUCAAUCGUAAUGAUAAUGAAGAACUAUGUCUAAAAGUCAAUGACGGUGAUGAUAAUAAUAAUAAUGAAGAAUUAUGUCUUCAAGUCAAUCUCGAUGAUCAUCGAUCGGUAUCUUCAUAUAGUAAAGGUAAUAGUACACGUUCAGCCUCACCAGCAUCUAAUGAAACACCAAUUGUUGAUAUUGAUGAAGAUAAUGAUGAAAAUAAUGAUGAAUCAAAAACUUUACAAAUAGCUCCUAUUGCUGCAAUGGAUGAUGAAGAUGAAGAUGAUAUACAAACAUGUCAAUCUGAGCAACCAGUAUUACCAACAAUAACACCUAAUAUUAAAAAUUUUCUUGAAUUAAGAACUGAACAACGACAAAAUGAAAUUGUUCACGAUAUUAUUAAUAUGAGACAUUUAUUAAAUGAAAAUAAUCAUGAUGAUGAAUUUAUUGCAAUUAUGCAUAAUCCAAGAAUAUUCGAAGAUGUUUUAUAUGACCAUGAUAAUAAUAAUAAUAAUAAUGAUGAUGAUGAUGAAGAGAAGUCAAACUUAGUCAAGCAAACAAAUUCUGUUACUUGUAACUUCCGGUCAUCAUCACAACUACCGAUUGAUAAUAAAAUUAAAAAUGAAUCAUUCGAGCAUCACCAAAAUAUACAACAGGCAUCAUCAUCAUCAUCAUUAUUAGAAUCGAACAACGAAAAAACUCCGAGUUCUCCAUUAUUUUCUUCUCAUACAACGACAACAAUAAGAAAUAAUUCUUCUUCCACGGCUGCCGAUUACCUUACGCCAGACGACGAUGAAAGAAAAAAGAAUGGUGCGUCUGUUAAUGUCGUCAAUACUACCAACAUUCUUAAUAUAAAACAACAAAAAGAACAGUUGCAAUGCGAGCAAACAAAUACAUCUAACAUUGAUUCAAAACAAUUUACAAACGUUGAAGAACACAAUCGAAUCAUGAGUACAGACAAUGAAUCAGAUGACGAUUUAGAAUUAUUAAAAACACUUUCUCAGUUACAUGAUAUAGUUAAUACUACUCAAUCUACGGAAAAAAUCAAUCGAGUUGAACAUCAAAUAUCAUCGGAUUCUUCAAGUAUAAAUCAAGAUCAAAAUUCUCUUGAGUAUUCACAUGAAAAUAUAAUUACAAAUGGAAAUGAAGCAGAAUUAUUAAAUAAGAAAAGUCGACAAAAUACUCAUAUAAUACUGCCAACGUCGCCCUAUGUCACUGACACUAUAAAAAAUUCCGACGAAGAACAGGAAGAAAAAGACGAGAAAAAAAACAUUAUUUUUCAUAAAAAUCAUAAUGAUGAUGAUGAUGGUGACGAUAAGCAAAAGGAAAAAUACGAGUAUAGAGAAGAAGAAAAAAAAACAACUACGUUUUUUUCUUUAACAUCGACGUCUCCUACUUUAUUCAAUAAUGAUUCACACUCAACUGUCGUUGUUGUCGACCCUGAUACGCCGUCUUUAUUGCCCAACUUGUUAUUAUUAUCAUCAAACAAACUAAACGACUCCCUCUUACUUUCGAACCAACUAAUUACAGACGAUUCGCAAAUAACUAAUACAAAAUCAAACAUGGAUAAUUUAUCCGAUGACGAUCGUAAUCAACAGAAAACAGCGACAGAUCUAUUUGAUCCAUUUUCUCCAACAACUACAAAAACAAAAGCAGAAUUUUUUGAUAGUAUUUUUACUGAUUCAAAAGAUGAUGAUGUAAACGAAUUCAAAAUGCCAUCAACUGUUUUACCAUCAAAUACCAUGUCAACACAACCAUUAGGAAAUUAUAGUUUUGAUGAUUUAUGGAACCAAUCAAUGUCACAAAUUGAAUCAUCAAAUAACCCUGAAAUUAAAUCCGAUAACAACUUCGAUCAAAAUCCAUUUUCAUGGGAUGCUUUUUUAAAUAACGAUACUAAGAAUGAAAAAUUAAAUCCAUUUGAUGAUGAUACCACGGUUCCAACUUCAAAUACUAUAACAUGGGAAUCAUUAUUUGGUGAAGAAAAACAAGAAAAAGAAGAUGAUGAAAAUGAUCUUAAAGAUUUUCUAUAUUGGAUUAUUAGCCAUUUAGAUGAUUCUGAAGAAUUUGAUAUUCAACCUAAAAUUACAUUUACUUCAACACAAAAUCUUGAAAGUAUUGUUAAAGAAAUUCAAAUGUGUUUAAUGCCAUUUGAACCAAUUCCAUCACCACCAUUACAUAUUGAUCAUUCUGUUUCAAAUCCAAUGAUUAAUGCAAUUCAUCAUGAAUUAUUUCCUAUUAAUGAAUUAGAGCAAUUAAAUGCAACUCAAGAACAACAAUCAAUGAUAUUAUAUGAAGAAGAUGAAGAUGAAAAUGAGAAAGAAAAUGAUGAAAUAGUACCUGUCAAUAAUGAAUUAAAUUUAGUUGCUGAAACCUUAGUUUCCAAUAUUAUACAAUUAGCACUAGAUCAAGUUAAUGAAUCGUAUAAUCAAAUCGAACAUUUUGUUGAUCAAAUAUUAGCACAAGCAGUAUUUGACGUGUAUAAUGAAGAUUAUAAUUUAUCAAUAUUAGAAAACAAUGAUUUAAUACCAAUAGAAAAUCUUGUUACAAUUAUUAAUUGGCAUAAUUCAAUAAAAACAACAAAUAAAAAUCUACUUGAUUCACUUGAUCAAAAAGUUGAUAAUGUUUCGAAUGAUCAUUUGCAAACACCAAAUCAUAUAACGAAUGAAAAUUUAGUUGUAAAUCAAAAUAAGACUGAUGUUGAUCCAUGGUUAUUAACAACAAUAGAACAUAAUAAUGAUUUUGAUCCAAUAGCAUUCUUUUCGAACACUCUUGAUGAAUCCGAUUUAUUUUCUUCUACAAGUAAUCCGACGAAUAAAAUUCCGGAAUUUGAAGACGAUGAAGCGGGAAAUCUUAGUGAAUAUGUACCACCACCAAUAUUAAGAGAUCCUACAAAUCCUACUAUGGUUGCUAAUAAUCUGAUGAAAUAUACAUUAACAGCACCUGUUUUUGAUGAUAGCGGUGAUGAUAGCUCAUUUCAAGAAGAUUAUUUUAUGUCACACAAGAAUGAAUCAUCAGUAGAAACGAAUAAUAAAUUUGAUGAAGAACCAGCUAAAACAAAAGAUAUAACAUCGACAGAUGAAAAUGAAGUUGAAAUCGAUGCACAUAAUAAUAUCUUUUCACAAAAAGGACAUUCGUUACAAUUUGAAGCAUUUGCUAGUGAUCAACCAUUGGAUUCAUCCGAUAAUGAAUUGAAAUUUGCUAAUAUAACUGCUCAAUUUAAUGAAUUUGAUGAAUCUUCACAAUUACAACAAUCAACAGAUGACAAUACACCAUGGAUAACCAUUGAUAAAACACCUGAGACUGUUCAAACCAGUAGCAUCAGUAAAGAUGAACCAUGGGAACUUGAAGAUAGCGGUGAAGAAAACAUUGCACCAGGAUUCCCAACAACAACUCCAUAUUCAGACGCUUUCAAUGAUAAUGAAUUCUCCACAACAGAGAAAACUAAUUUACCUACUAACUAUUUUUCCGAUUCAUUUAAUGCACCAAUAACCACUGAAAAACAUCCAAGUGAUGAUAAGGAAAAUUAUGAUGAUUAUUUUACCAAACAGCAAUUAAAUGAAAAUACGGAGCAAUCAUUAGCAAAAAGUGCACAUUUCGAUGAUAAUCAAAAAAAUGUACAAGCUUCAACAUCAUUAAAAGAUAAUCUUAAUGCAUCAGAAUCAUCAACAACUAGUGAUUCAGAUAUAGUUGAAGUCAAUGAAAUCGCACCAACUUUUGAAACAAUUAGUGAUCAUAUGCAAACAAGUUAUGUCAAUGUUGAUGAAACGGAUGUCAAAAUUGAACUUCCUAAUGAAUUAAUUGAAAGAACACCACAUAUGGUAACUGUUGAAUCAGAAAGUGAAGAUUUACCUCCACCAUUACCACCAUUGCCACCACUAAAUAAUAAAUCAAGUAUGUGUUUCAAAUAA